Paramuricea clavata is the source of this 3231-nucleotide messenger RNA. NCBI's taxonomy places the organism in Eukaryota, Metazoa, Cnidaria, Anthozoa, Malacalcyonacea, Plexauridae. The record is from the annotation of a GenBank genome assembly.
AUGACAGCUCUUAAAGAGAAUACAUAUGUUGAUAACAUCAUGAAAACUGGAAGUGAUACUGACGACUUGAGGAAAUUUAAAGAAGAAAGCUCCAUCAUUCUUGAGGAUGCCAAAUUCCCAAUCCACAAGUGGGAAUCAAACAUCGCGUGCCUCGAAGACGAAAACAUGCCAAAUCCAAGUAAAAUACUCGGACACGUCUGGGAUAAACAAGAAGAUACAUUAGAAUUCGAAGCAGCAACUAUGCCUGAGAACCAACCAGUAACAAAGAGGAGCAUUUUGAGUCGGUUGGGAAGAGUCUACGAUCCUUUGGGAAUGGUAUCGCCUACCAUGGCUGAGGGUAAGCACAUAUUUCGAAAUGCCUGUGAAGAAAGAAAAGGUUGGAGCGCUGAAGUGUCAGAAUCCUUGAAAAGAAAGUGGAUCAAAUGGAACAAUCAAAUGAAGAAUGUUAAAGUUCCUAGAGCUAUAACUAAGAAAUCGGACGUGAUUGAAGGCAUUCAACUCCAUUUGUUUGCAGACGCUAGUAACCUUGCUUGCUGUGCAGCAACAGUCGCAGUGGUAGAGCACAAAUCAGGAACUGUGAAAGGUCUGUUAACGUCCAAAUCUCGAAUUUCCAAAAAGAACACCACAAUACCGAGGUUGGAACUUGUGAGUGGUCAAAUGGCGGCGAACAUGGCAAGGAAUUUAUACCAUGCGCUACUGCGAUUGCCUGUUAAGUCUACCAUCAUCUGGAUGGACAGUAUGGUCGCGCUUUACUGGUUAAGUAACCCUGGAAAGCCUUGGAAGACUUUCGUCGCUAAUAGAGUUAAGAAGAUAGCAGAAAUUACCAACGAGAUUGGUUUGGUGUGGAAGUAUUGUCCAUCAAGUGAGAACUUGGCGGAUCUAGGCAGCAGGGGAGCUACAAUUGAGAAAGUGGUAAAAGACGGAUGGUUCACUGGUCCUGAGUAGUUGUUACAUGUAGAACAGUGGCCCAAACAACCCCAGCUUAAGGUUACUACACACGUAAGCGAAGAGAGAAAACCCAGCAUGGUGGAGGUCUUUUUUACCUUUUUUUCGUAUUGGCGCACAUUAAGAGUUACAGCGUGGGCACUGAGAUUCCUGCACAAUUGUCUGGUGAAACGGCGUAAAGAGAAAAGAAAAUCUGGGCCCAUCGGAAACGAAGAAAUCGUGAAAGCAAAGAAUACAUGGGUGAUAAGGAUUCAGAAAAAUAUUAACCCAACUCUACAAGCACCUGGCUGAAAAAUCUUCGAAGAUAAGAACACAAACAUUCUCAAAUGCAGGGGAAGAGUUCGGGGAUAUACUCCAACAUUUAUCGAAAGAGGAUUGUUUGCAGAGAAGCUUAUCACACAUACACACAAUCAAAUUAUGCAUCUAGGCAUUGCAAAUACAAUGGCCGCCUUGCGAGAAAACUGGUGGAUCCCUCAACUAAGAUCGAAGGUAAAGAAGGUGAUAAAAAAUUGCAACGUUUGCAAACUGUACUCCACGAAACCAUACGGAGCGACAGCGACAAGUAACAUGCCUAAAUUUAGAACUGAGACCAGCAAGCUAUUUGAGAUCACUGGCGUGGAUUUUGCCGGACCGUUAAGGUACAAGGUCAACAAAAAGGAAGAAGGAAAGUGUUACGUUCUAAUCUUUACUUGCGCUGCAUGCAGAGCCGUUCAUUUGGAACUAACUAAAACUCAAGAAGCUGGUGAAUUUCAGCGAAAACUUAACGCAUUUAUUGCACGUAGAGGAAGACCUCGCUUGAUGAUUUCCGAUAAUGCUGCUACUUUCAAAGCGACUGCAAAGUGGACUAAGCUAAUUCGAAAAAGUGAGAAGCUUCAGGAUUUCCUCGCAACCCAAGAUAUCUAUUGGAGAUUUAAUCAGGCAAAGUCCCCAUGGUGGGGAGGCAUCUACGAGAGGCUGAUUCGUGAAAUCAAGAAAACCUUAUACAAAACCUUGGGAAAAUCACACCUAUUCUUUGAAGGUUUGGAAUCGGUCGUAUUGAACAUCGAAAGCAACAUGAACAACCGUCCGUUAACUUACGUAGAAUGUGAUGGUGGGGAGGAACAAGUCCUGACGCCAAACAUACUCAUUCGGGGGAAAACUCUUACAUGUUCGACGAUGUUGAAGAUGAAGAAGACGAGCUAACCAAGAUGCAAAGAAGACUUAGAAAAGCAAAAGAUGAUGCAUGGAAACGAUGGAAGCGGGAAUAUGUGCAUAGUUUACUGGAGAGCCAACGAGUCAAUAACAAGGUUGUCGAAGUACCACAGAUUGGAGACGUUGUCCUGGUAGUGGGAGAAGAACAGGGGAGAAUGGAAAAAAGGGAAAGUGCUUCGACAAGUUCGUGGAAAAGACGGUGUAGUCAGAGGAGUUGUGCUGUUGCACAAAGGGCAUACUAUUGAACGACCACUGCAGUUGAUCUGUCCGCUUGAGAUUCACUGCACACCAAACGAACGACACAAAGAAGUUGAAGAAAAGGAAUCGGAGAAAGAAAAGAGACCUCAGAGACAAGCCGCAAAGAAAGCAAUCAAGAAAAUAAAUGAACUAACGCAGUUGGAAGAGGACUGAACAUUUAAUAUAUACGUUGAUAUUCGGUUUUGAAGCUAUAAAAAUUAAACUUUAAUUUUUAGGGGAGUGUGUACGGAAUAGUGGACCCUCCCAUAUAAGUGACGUAAGCAUGAUUGACGUUUGCAUAAAAGAAACAUUAAGAGCAUGUUGAUGGGGGGUCGUUUAUUAUUAGAUUAUGUGAGACGAGACAAAACAAAACAAGUGAUUUGUGAGCGUGAGAAUUCUAUAUUUUUAUACAAAUAAAUGUAAUUUGUCUUUGUGAUUUCUGUGGUUGUAUACCUGUUAACAAUUUAACAAGAGAAGUUCGGUAUAGGGGGUUGAACUUUGUUGCCCACGAACAUUCGAGCCACGGGUCAGUGGAAACCCCCAUGAAAAUAGGUCGAUUGUGACGUCAAAUCCGCCAUGUUUUUGGCCACACACUUUCGUCGAGAGCACGAUCUCCAGAUAUAUAAGUAUAGCUCAGUGAGUGUAGCCCACCGGAAUUAGCACCCGGAAAUUAGAUACCGGAACUUGAUAUAGUAUGACGUAACGGGAAAAUGCCCGGAUAUAAAAAACAUGUUGUCUUGAUUUAGUUUUGAGAGUUAUCGAAAAAAGCGUUGUAAAAUACCGAGGAAAACGUACGAAAUAAAUAUAAGUAAUACACCGAACCCGUGUGGAAACUUAAGUAACAUAAGCCUAAUUUAA